UUUGUUUGCAGACCUAGGCAUUUGUUUUUUUUUUUUUUUUUUUGUUUUUUUUUUGUUUACUUGGGUGUGGGUUUUGUUCUCCGUGUUUCUAUUGGACUCUCUCUUUUGUUUCUGCUGCGGUCUUAGGCGAAACUUUGACGACUGGAACAAGGCCAAACAACCAACCUCGCCUCCCUUGACGCAUAUCAACCUCAAAACCUAAAUUACUGCCUCCGAUCAUCCUGCGAUUCGCCUAGCAACCGCGCGUUAUCAACAACGCGAUCAUCUUCUUCCGUCGACCGGCAACGCGACCUGGCAGCAAGUCUAGCAUUCCAUAUCCGACUACACGUGGCCGCUGCGGUCCCAUCCGGAAACUUAAAAAAAACCACGCUCUUGCCACUCCGACGCAUCCGAUCGCCGCCGACCUGAACUUGCCAGAUCCCCAAGCAUUGGAUAGACUUUGCAGUGGCAGCCUCCGCAUCGGUGAGCCGCCAUUGCGCUCCAACGAACCCUAAGCCGGCAGGAUGAGCAAUCGUCAUCUGCCGGCUGGGCAGGCCAUGGAUGGCGCGGGGAGCGCGGGCGUCGCCAUGAGCCCUUCACACGGUGGUCCCGGCCCGAGCCCGGGUCCGCGCAGAGGUGGUCGUCCGCCGGCCUAUCAUCAGUCGCACUCCGCCUACAGCGCCACUCAUCAUCAACCCUUUCAACCGCACGUGCAACACCCGGGUGUCUAUAGCGGCUACAUGGGCCAUCCCUAUGCCAACUAUGGCUAUCCUCAUACUGCUCCGAUGCCGCCACCCUAUCAGAACGGCGCCCAGUACUACGUACCCAACAUGCCUGGCCAGCCGUACAUGCCUUACCCUGCGCAGUAUGCUCGAUCGCCUCCAAGCAUGCACCAGUACGUCCACACAAUGGGAACUGGUGCAAUACCGCCCCAGCCCGUACCGCAGCCGCAAGCAUACCAGCGCAACCAACAGUCGCCUAUUGUCGUCUCGUCUCCGUACCCGAACCCUCCACCUCCUCCUCGGUCCGCAUCCCACAAUCAUGCCAUGGUCGUGCCCCCUCAACCGAUACACAGUACACCUCAACACGCUGCUGCGCAAUAUGCUCCUCAGCUCGUGCCGCAAGCCGCUCCUCGGGCCCAGACCGAGGCUGCGGCCCAGACGGCUGCUCCUGUUGCUCCUGUUGAAGCCGAGGCACCCCCCACACCUUCAUCAAGCAGCUCAGCACAGGCACAGGCGCCAGCUUUGCCUAUGACGCCUCCGACACCACAGACCGUUGAGACUUCGGUUGAGCUGUCUGCCAGCCCGAAGGCUCAGGCACAAGCCAACCUCUCACCCCCUCGAACAAGCUUUACGCCACCUCUUCCUUGGUCUACUCAUCCCGACGAGUCAUGGCCAAAGCGAGCCAACAAGAUAAAGAGGUGUCACAAAGCGCUCGAUAACCAGGUCCAAGCGCUUUCCCUCCCGGCAAUGGAAGAAUCAGGCACUGGUGCGACUGCUGAUAGCUCAGUGGAGGCUACUGAGGGAUCUGCGGCGUCUAUUUCAAAACCUACUGAGGCGACAGCUGCUCAGGGUGCCGAAACAUCGGGUGCUGGCGAAAGCGACCCGUUCCAUGCUAAAUGGGAGGUGUCUGUACAAGCAGACCCAGUUGCACACUCUCCAUCUUCACAAGACCAACCGUCCGGAGCAUCCACAUCCCCUACAACACCUGCUUCGAUCAACGCCACUCCGUCCGCCACAUCAGCCACUCCAACUCCCGGAAAGUCCAAGGGUCCCAGUCGCCCUGCAGCCGCGGCCGUACCCAUAAUACCAGCUGUACCCAAGGGUUCACCGAAGGAGGCCAAGGUCUCUCAAGCAGACAAAGUACCUGUUGAGCAGAAGGCUGACAGUUCUGCAUCCGAUGCUGGUAACACCGCUUCGACUUCUACUCUGUCUGCUGGGCCGACCGCAACUGAAUCUCCCUCGUCUGGGCCUGUACCUGCCUCUGUUCCCGCCGCUCCCAAGCUCUGGACUGGACUUUUCGCCAAAACCGCUGCUGCUGCUGCCAGCGCUACUCCUGGCGAAGCCACUUCUGGACAGACUGGUACCAAUGGGACAGCCGCUACGGAUUCUGCUACUGGCAAUACUGCCACUGGUACGUCUGGCUUCGUUCAAGCGAAAAACAGCUCGCUCGCCGAAGCCCUGAGGGCAUAUCGUGUUGGGAACGGAGAUAAGCUAGCAUUUAUUGAACCCAGAGGCCUGAUCAACACCGGAAAUAUGUGCUACAUGAAUUCUGUCCUUCAAGUCCUUCUUUUCUGCACGCCUUUCUACGAUUUUCUCGAGCAAGCAGGGAAAAAGGUUACUCAUAGCUUCAACAGCGAAACUCCUCUUAUCGAUGCCAUGAUUGAGUUUAUGCGCGACUUCAAGAUCAUCGAUUCAGCCAUUUCAGUUGAUCAGUUGCGACGCAGGCUCAAGAGCGAAGAGCUUGAGCAGUACGGAGAGCCGUUUACACCCGAGUUCAUUUACGAGGCCAUCAGGAAGCUCCCUCGCUUCUCAAGCAUGAGGCGUGGUCAUCAACAAGAUGCUGAAGAGUUUCUCGGCUUUUUCCUGGAGUCACUUCAUGAUGAGUGCACCCACGUGAUGCGCGCAGCUGGGCCACAAUCAAGCACAUCCACAGCCCCUCAAUCAUCCGCGCAAACCCCUACUACAUCAGCGCCCUCCGUGGGCGGUGGUGACAACGAUUGGCUCGAGGUUGGGCCCCGACAGCGGGCUGCUAUCACCCGCUCAAGUGGCCAUUCAGACAUGUCAUCUCCGGUCACAAAGAUCUUUGGAGGAGAGCUUCGAUCCGAACUGCGGGUUCCUGGCCUCAAAGACUCGGUCACGCUUGAGCCUUACCAGCCCUUGCAGCUGGACAUUGGCGCACCUCAAGUGCGAAAUAUCGUUGACGCUCUGCGUCACCUGACCAACCCUGAGAGCCUUCGUGGUGAUUUUAACUCUCCUCGGGGCAAGGAUGUUUCGGCCACCAAGCAGGUGUUUAUCGAGUCUCUGCCACCUGUGCUGAUCCUCCACCUCAAGCGAUUCCAGUUUGACGCCGAGGGCAAUGGCACUGUGAAGAUCUGGAAGAAGGUCGGCUAUCCACUCGAGUUAGAGAUCCCCCGCGAGGUCAUCUCCCGCGCCAAGCGCACGGCGGGCAGUUUGCCCAAGUACAAGCUGAUUGCAGCGGUCUACCACCAUGGCAAAAACGCCAGCGGAGGUCACUACACGGCUGACGUCCGCCGCCAGGACGGGACUGAGUGGAUCAGACUGGACGAUACUGUUAUCAGACGCGUGCGAAGCGAGGAUGUCGCCGAGGGCGGUGCAGAGGAGGAUGUUGUGAAGGGCGACAAUGCGUCUCGCAAGGACGGCGGUGGCUAUGCUUCGGCAGCCGCCAACCGCUUCGCGGGCAUGGGCGAGGACGAUACGACCGACGACGACGGAUGGAAGCAGGUCAGCACACCAGCGAGCGGAGGCAAGAAGUGGAGUAGCGUUGUCAAUGGUGCCUCACCAGCAGCCGCAACAAAGGGGAAGCCGAUCAAGGACAACAUCAAAGACAACAAGGUCGCCUACCUACUUUUCUACCAGCGCAUCUAGGACGGCACUGGCGAGGGCGGAGCUGGGCAGUUUGUCUUGAAUGUCAAGGGUGCUGCAGGGCAUAAAUUCAGCCGGAUGCCGCCCGUUGGAGAUCGGAGAGGUGGCUGAUAUACAUGCUACAAUUCGCUUCCUCUAUAUACUUCGGUGUUGCGGCGUUUCGGUGCUGGCUGGGCUGGGAGGGUUUUGGGGGGUUGUUUUUGCAUGAGGCUCUCCCCAUGUCCAACAUAUUGCGCAGCAAUGGCGCCGGGAGGUUGGACCCAGGCGGAAAAAAAGAAAUCUUUGGUUUAGCUUCGCAAAAGGGGCAAAUAUUAUGCAUCGUUGCACCUCCGUACGUCGGGUGUGUUAUUUUUUCUUUUCUCCACAUUUUGUGCAUCUUUUUGCAUGAUGUAAGUCGGAGCGUGGAGCAUUUCAUCUGGCGGUUUUCGGUGGAAAAAAAAAAAGUCGAAAUGAAAAAGAAGAGAUGUCGCUUGUUGCUUGACGCCCAGGCACCAUCUCCACAUAUUAAAGUAAUGCGUGAAAGGGGAGGAGGUUUUGAGGGUGUGGGUGUCAGGGGGUGAUGGGGUGAGCCUUUGCGCCUGGUGGAAGAAUCAGAGAAAGGGGAGGCGUAUCAACCGAACCCCUCCUGAUAGCAAAUGGCCUGGCCCUGCGGAUGAUGGGGGUUUUUGAUAACCAGGGCAGUACGAUCCACCAGUGGGUUUGAGACGAUGUCCUUUUUUUCUUCUUCUUCUUCUUGGGCGUGGGAGGGCAUGAUAUAAUUCAAGAGGUUCAUGUGCUGCAGGUCAAAAAAAAAAAAAAAAAUGCAUGUAGUAUCACGACUGAGAGAGAUAUCAAAACUCCCCGGAAGAAUGGGGGGAGAAAGUUGUCGCAGAUGAUGUGUUGUUGCACAAUCAAAUAAAAAGAAAAAGAAAUUUCAGAAAAUUCAUUUACUUAUGAAUGUGUUUCACAAAAAAGUUACGUCA
Pyricularia grisea is the source of this 4546-nucleotide messenger RNA. RefSeq lists its product as uncharacterized. The record is from RefSeq and is a predicted model, not a curated record. The transcript has 5 exons. Bases 504 to 3587 code for a protein of 1027 amino acids. Gene Ontology annotation, molecular function: cysteine-type deubiquitinase activity; cysteine-type endopeptidase activity. Gene Ontology annotation, biological process: protein deubiquitination. Lineage: Eukaryota; Fungi; Ascomycota; Sordariomycetes; Magnaporthales; Pyriculariaceae. Gene Ontology annotation, cellular component: nucleus; cytosol.